AACUGUGAAAAUAUUGUCUUUGUUAAAAUUUAUAUGUUGAUAUGUAUAAAAAUGUGAUGCUGGAAAAUUUGGUGAUCAAAAGUAUCUGUCUUUGGUGAUCAUUUGUAUCUAAAAGCGUUUGGUGAUCAAAAGUACCUUUACUCGUUACAUUUGACUAAAGUAAGACAUGAGAGAGUUUUUAUCGUCAUUUUUGAUCGAUGUGAUCGUAUCAGAAACCGAAUUGUGAAAACACUUUCUCAACCGGAGUCGAAGUUACUGACACUUUUCGUCUUGCUCUUCGUCUUGGUCAUCUUAUUACUCAUUUCCUUAGCGAUAAUAUCAAAAAGAUAAAAGGGUGAACAGACUUGAACUGAAAAGUCCAGUCACAUCUGUGCAAAAUGUCAGUUCAAGUCCUUUAUGUCGUUAGUCACAGUUCAGUCACAGUCCGUGUGAACCGAACUUGAACUUGUUCAUCUAUUUCUCAACAAUUAAGAUUCGUUUUUGAACCAGUUUCAUGAUUUGAGUCGACGACUAACAUGUGUUUCAAAAUUUUUAAAGAACUCAAUCUAUCUCGAAUUCUUCUUGAAAACAAAAAACCGAAAUUUUCACUCAAAAUUCAAAGAAAAUGUAUUUUGAACGAUGUUGAAUUCUCAUGGAAUAUUUCGUUUGUUUUGUUAUUUGUUCUGUAUCGACGGAAGUUUUUGCCAGUUUGAAAGUAGUUGAAAUCGUCGACACCGUCUCUAGUUUGGCAGGGAUCUUUUAUGCCCGUUCUGGCUCUAAAUAGGUUACAACUCUAGUCGAGCAAUCAGACAUGGACUAAAAGUAAUAUUUUUGCACUACUAUCUGGUAAUGGCUACUCACGAGAGAAGAUCCCCAACUGUCGAAUCGCUUUUUUCACCAGACUGAUUCGGCCACGCUGAUUCCGAAUGUUGACAUGGGAGUGGUACCUAGGCCUUAGAGACCGGCUUUCUGGAAAACCUUUUUCACCAAAAUUUCUUUUUGAUUUUUCUAGAUUGUAGAGCACAUCGCGUUGUGUAUAAAACACUAAUAUUUUCCAUUUCGGAAUGCUUCCAACGAAAUUUAGAUUAGUGUUUUAUAGUUCACUAACUUAAACUUUAACUCUAAACUUGUAACUAAUAUAAAAAUUAGUGUUUUAUACACAACUCGAUGUGUUCUGCAAUCUGUACAUAUCAAAAAAAACUUUGGUGAAAAAAGCCAUUAGUUUAAGCUUUAUAUUUAAAGAAAUCAAAGAAAAGAAACAAGAAAAGAAGACCAAACAAGUGAAAUAAAAGCCAUUAGACAGUUGGGGACCUUCCCUCGUCAGUGCAUUAUAUAUCUCUGUUCUUUAGCGCCAUUCCGUGCUCUCUUCAAGAAGAAGUCAUACGAACUUUUUGUUUUUAAGGGUGAAAUAUACAAUUUACAUAUGACUGUUGUCGAUAAAAAUCCAGAAGGAAAUUCAAAACGGACUUGUCAGAAAGAUGCGAAGGAUUUAGCUGAACUGUUUGCGAAAGCAAUCGAUUCUGGUAAGACAGGCGAAAUAAUUGAUCGUAAACCUUUAAAUGAUAUACGAAAUAAUCAUUCUAUCGGAUGGAAACAACCGGAUUUCUUACGACGAGGCAAUGGAAAGCCCGAAUAUGAAUCACCUACGUUAUUGGGAAAAUUGUAUCGAGAAGGUUUAAGAACAUUUCUCGAAGCACAAACAUCAUCGACAUCAUCCGAUUCACAACGCACAUUAAUGAACACAAAGAAGUCAUUUGAUUCUGGAUAUUCUGCACAGAAUUCAUCUGAUCUAACAUCAAUUAUAAAUAAUUUCCCAACUACAACAUCAUUGAGUCCAAAUAGUACAGAAAAUUCUCCGGUGCGUGUUUCAAGUGUUUUAACCUUUUGAGUGUGGGAUUAUUUUUUCAAAAAAUAAUCUCGCAAAAGUAGAGAAACGCCUGUAACUCAAGAACCAUGAUAGCUAAGAGCUUCUGAUUUUGUGUGAUCAUAGCUCUUACCGAAUGCUGAUCACUCACCAAUUUUGAGUCUCGUUUACUCGAUGUUCAUGAGAUAAAAGCAAUUUAUUUCGUUUCCGUAAAAUAUCAAUAGCUUCUGACCUGAGAGAUGAAAACUUUUCUUUCUACAAAAAUGCGGCCACGACUCUACUCUAUCGCCGACAUGAAUUUCGUGAGUGUCUGUUAGAAGUUAGUGAAAUACAGCUAUGUUACGGGAAGGCGGGCUUUUUUUUGUUGAAAAUUCGAGGUCCUUUGUGAAAAAAUUCACAAUUCCGUUCAGGAACAUUAUUUUGAUCACAAAUUCGCAUCAGAGACUUUACAGCGUCUGUAGAUUAUCCGGCCAAACUACGAAGUUUAAUUAUGGUGUGGUUCUGGAGCACCCACGAUUCAAACAUAUGUAGAAGAACGAGGGUGAAGAACUAAGAGCCGCUCUUUAUACUAUAGUGUUUGCAUUGAAUGUACAUCAUAAUCAUGAAAAAAUAAUCAUGAAAGACUAUGGUUCCGAGAAACGUAUGUGAAACUUUUGUCAGAAAGGUUAGACACUCACCUCUAACCUUCGCUAUUUCGCUUAUUUUGCGCCCUUUUCACGUCCCAUAUAUUUUCAAGCAAAACUGAUAACAUAUUUGAGAUCGGCAGACAAAACUGGGUCAUUCAUUUCAUUGAAUAAUCAAUACGUAAUAUUUACGAAAGUUAUUCAGAGCGCAAAAUCUCAGGAUAUGAAUUUGCGUCGCCCGUACUCAUAAAGGUUAAACUGCAUUAGGGGGUAUCAAAAGAGACUUUUUGAGUCAAAAAUUUUGCUUGUAAGAUCAUCAUGAGAUAAAAUUUUAUUUUUCCUUGAAUCUUUUUCAUUGGAUUUUCCGUACAAAACUUUUUUUCUUUAAGGGGGGGGGGGGGGGGGGGGGCGCGCCGCGCGCGGGCGGGCGGGGGGGGGGGAUGGAGGUGUGUUGUAUUGUGUGGUGUUGGUUGGGUUG
Messenger RNA from Didymodactylos carnosus, 2944 nucleotides. NCBI's taxonomy places the organism in Eukaryota, Metazoa, Rotifera, Eurotatoria, Philodinida, Philodinidae. The record is from the annotation of a GenBank genome assembly.